Molecule: messenger RNA, 13227 nt
Organism: Pocillopora meandrina
Lineage: Eukaryota; Metazoa; Cnidaria; Anthozoa; Scleractinia; Pocilloporidae
Source: the annotation of a GenBank genome assembly
CGCAAAACAAACUGCCUCAACUUGCAAGUCAAAGCAUGAUUUGCUGUCCUGUCAUAGUUGUGGUGCAUCGAGCAUCGUUCGAAAAAGACCUAUUCAGGGACAGAGGGCACUUUCAUCUAAACGUUUGCAAAAUACUUUACGAAAUCCGAUACCAUCACUUAGAAGAACUAAAAAGAAGAAAGAAUAGUCAUAUCGAGAGGAGUUUCAACGCGGAAACUACAGGGCUUUGAUGAUUCAGAGUGGUAAUGGGGAAUGUUCAAAGUAGGUGUUCAUUACAGAAAAGGAAAACUCAAAAUCGACUGCACCGUAAAGCAGUAGGAGAAACAGAAGUUGGUCGGCCCGGAGCGUCCAAACCAUCACAACUACAACGAAGUGCCAGUCAAGGAUCUUUACGAAGGCGAUACUCAGAAUCUGGAAAUUAUUCUUACAAAACACCUUGGCCUGUUCCAUUGAGUGACACUGUCUUUUUGCCUGAGUAUGAUUUUAAGCAGGUAGUCAAGAUCAGCGACUUUGAGGUUUGUUUACAUAACAGUAAUAAUUAAAAAUUGCCACGUUUAAUUUAAUCCUGCUGAAGAGAAAAUAUUUCAAGACACUUUGGAUUUUGUCCAGAAAAUUUCCGUCAUUUACAGAAAUUCGUUGUAUCAUCAUUUUGCCAGACAGAGUAUUUACGGAUAAACAUAGCAUAAGAUUAUAAGGCUUGAGUUGAUUUCGUUGAACACAGUUUGUUUCCUUCAAUUUUUGGGAGUAGAAUCCACAGAGACCUUUUCGUUCUUUCCACGUCUGAUAUUUCUAUAUCAAUGGUUGUUUUUAAAAAAUUGCAAAUUAUGUAAUUUUUUCUCUCGAGUAAGAGCAGUAGAAUUUCCUGCAAGAAAGUGGAGUCCAUGAUUUUCCCAAAACUGCCGACAUGAAGGCAUUUCAUCUGAAUUUAACGAUCAUCAGGCCUUAAGUGAUCAAAAAAUUUCCUUUUUUCAGAAAUACCAGUGUAAUUUGCCACAAUCAGGAUACUGUCAGUGCCACUUUUCAUUCCUCUGUUGCAAAAACAUCCACCUAAUUGCAGUGACAUUGUCUUAGAAAUAAGCAAAAAAGAAAAAAAGCCAAAUUUGAAUUAGUUAUCAUAUAGUAUAAGCAUAUGACAUAAGCAUAUUUACUUUUUUCUCAGUGGGCACAGUAACGAAUCUCAGAAUCUGAUUGGUUCUUAGCGUAGUCCAUAUUUUCCUAUCUCUGCCCGUGGGCACCAUAACACUUUCAUGAGUCACUGAGAACAUUUCUAGGUUUGUUUCCAUUCUUCAUAUAUAAAGUUUUGUUUUUGUAGCUGAGCAUUAUUUUCAAGCAAAUCAAGCCCGUUAAUAACUUACUAAUUGUCUCUUUUCUCACUCUCAAAUCACUUUGGUUACCAGUAUAAAAUUGUUUUCAAAAUUAAUUUAUGGUAGCAAAUGUGUCAUUAAAUGGGUUGACUAGUGGCCUAAAAACAGUUUUUCUUUCUGUAAGAUCAUUUAAUGGUUUUGAAGAAAAAAUUGUCGUGACAGUCAUUGAACUUGAGUUUGUUUGCCAAACCAAUACACUCUUUCAAAAGUGUACUUGCACUUUUUUUUCUUACGCACUCUCUAAUUGACAGGUAUCAGAUUGUGACAGGUGUUUGUAAAAAGAAUGUUUCAAAGUAUGUUUGGAAGCCUUUUGAACCACUUUUGUUGCUAUACAAAUAAAAAUAUUUUGGUGAAGUCUCUUUCUUUAAUUUGCAUUAUCACUGUUUUAACUACCAUUUACUCGCAAAUAUUUUUCAGUUUUAGGAGGAUCUUGCUGUAAUUACAGCCCUAAUUCAUUCAGGUUAUUUUGGCAGGAAUUUCAUGAAGUUAAGGAAAACAAAUGUUGUUUGCUUAGGCCAGUCCAUAUUGGGAAAAACUGUGCCCUCUGUCUUGAGUACUGGCUGAGGGUGGUACUCAAGACCUUGGGCAUUUAGUUUUUCCCAAUACAGACCUCUUGGCUGGUACAUAUAUAUAUUUUAAUUUUUGGAAUUGCUUGAAAUCUAUCAAGAACAUCUUAUAUACUCUCAAGAAGUUUGAAAUCAUUUUUUGGUGGAGAUUCUGUGAAAAUUGUUCACCUGCUGGGAAUAGAGCUGGAGGGUAGUUUUACCUGUACAUGCUGAUAAAAUCCUAUUUGGCCAUUUGCCUUUUUCUUUUUUCUUUUUGCUUAUUCUUUAACACAUUAUUGCAAUUUGGUGUACAAGUGUGUAUUUGACAGAACAAAAAAAGAAGAGGAGUGUGUUUUUAAAAUGGUUGGUGAUGGUGAGAACAUGGUUACCCUUUUACUUUCUCAAUUGCACUUUAAUUUAUAGUGUGCAAAUUUCCACACAGAAGAUAACAUUGAAAAUCAAACAUACUUGUGGUUUAAAUGUAACAUGAACUACAGCAGGCCAUGCCCUUUUGAAGACUUUUCCUUACUCAAUAUAUUGAUGAAAAAAUUUGAAGAUGCCACUUUAAAGCAAUUUCAUACCAUAAACCCUAUGCAAAAAUAAAUUGCAAAUGAAGGUUGUAGAAAUAUUUGUCAAAGCUAUAUUAGUGUCCUGUGGAAACCUCUUGUGGAUGAUGCCUUUUUUUCCUAGUAAUGAUAAGAUAUACUCCUUACUGAUUCUUAACUUAUGCUUAUUUUGAAAUAUAAUUAUUGUGUGUUAUUCUAACUUGUGGAUGCCUAUAGUAUAUCUGUCUGUUACUUCUUUUUUCUUGAAGAUCCUGGCAACAGUUGGUAAAGGUGCAUUUGGGCAUGUAAGUAUUUACAUGUAUUGCUUAGUCUCUAGCAUUGAGAAAGCUUUUCAUGUCAUUUGAGAAAAUGUCUGUUUCUUGUUUUAAAAUGCCUUACUGAAGUGACAGCUGUAAUGUUUAGAGUGUAUGGCAUGGUAAAAGGAAUGAACCUGUAUUCAUUACAGCUUAUCAUAUGUAUUCCUGUUUAUGGAUCAAUGUUUACUCUUUAUCUGAACAUUGAAACAAAAUUGUGACAGUGCAACCCAUGUAACAGCAGUGACCAUAAAAUGCAUAAAGGACAUGUUACCCUUCAAUGUUCAUGUUAGCUACAAACCAGUUGCUAAGCCGUGUCACUUACUAGCCAACUUUAAAGACAAGGAUGAAUCCAAAAACAGACAGCAAGUGGUUUUUAGGAUAAAUUGGUCCAACAGAGACUCAGUGGGAAUCCAGGCUUUCUUUGUCCCCAGCUGGUGACAAGACAAAAUAACAUCUUUCUCUAAUUCAUCACAAAGUUCAAAAUUUACCAUCUUUCUAAUUCUGCUGAUGCAUAUGACAAUUUGGACAUUGUUGAUCCUAGUAAUAUGCAGGAGGUGUUACACAUGUGAACCUUAUAAUAGCUUGGCUCAGGUUAGAGGCUAUAAGGCUCAGUGGUAAAGCAUUUGAGUGUGGAUUGCAAAGGUUUGAUUCCUCUCACACUUACACACAAGACAAAAAAAAACUUAUUUCUCUCUUUUAUCACCCAGCCUAAAAGUUACCAUCUUUCAGACUAUUCAGUUGUUGUUGCUGUUUCCUCCAGGUACUUCAAGUGCAAAACAAACAAUCUAAUAAAUUGUUUGCUAUAAAGGUAAUUAUUUGCAUAAGCUCUUAUUUCAUAGCAGAAAACUAAUGUUUUACUUAACAGAAGUUAAAGGGCAUGUAAACCCAAAAAUACAUGUUUUUCUUAUACUAUAUAAAAAGUGGCGUAGAAAACGAAUUUGAAAUUAGUUUUGUCCAAUUCGACUUAUUUUAGGAGAAAAUCGGCAUUUUCAACUGAAAUUCCAUUUCCGGUAAAAACAAUAGCGAGAAGUCGUGACGUAAGCGGUGGAACCAAAAUAUUGCGCAACACAUAUUCCCCAGUAGAACUGGUGUGGGAGUUCGUGUAAGUAGCGGUAGUUCGGAAGAUGUUUUUUCAGAAGAUAGCGACUCGAAUGCCUUAAGCUUAGUACAUGACAGCGCUGGGGAUAAUCCAGAAUCUUCAGGAGAGUCUGGGCCACGUCCUUAACAAUAUGAGCCGUGUAGGGUUCACCGAAGCGAUCCGCACGAAGACAGUACAGAACAUGUCGACAGCGAUGCGACCGUCUCGGAAACUCAGACUGGUAUUUAAUUUACUUUGUGAUUUAUUUGUAUUUAACAUGAAAAUGCAAUAAAGCGAGGGUACAAUCUAAAGGAAUGCAACAGAAUUUUUUUUAACUUGAGCUUCUGAAAGUGUUUUAUAUAAAAUUAUCAAAGGUGCGAGUGUGGAACUUGUCAACCAAUGCCGACAACUCAUGAAAGUGUUUGUUGUACGGAAAUCGGGCAAUUGUGGCAAAAUGGCCUGAAACCCAGAUAAGUUGUAUCACUGAGCAUCCAGGUUUUCAGUCAAUUUGCCUCGAUUUCUGGGUGCUGGAGACGGCCAAGUACGCGUACAGGCAGCAGCAAAGCACAGAUAAUCACACCGGAAACGACUAAGCUAAAUAUUUUCUGUUUCAUCUGUUUUGUUACAUUUUGAGAUCGAUUUACUUGAGUUGUUUCUGCCAUUGAUUUAAUAAUACAGUACUAGAGCUAGUUGUUUUUCGCUUCUUUCCUGACAGGAAAUUUCGCUAAAUUGCCUACAGAUAGCUUGUUCGUUGGUGUUGGGGAUAUCUCGGCAAACACUUUAGGGUCGCUGUGCUAUCUUGUGCGGUAAACAAUAUCCUUCAUCUCAGAAGCAUUUCCAUCGAUAAACAAGUUGUAUCAUGUACAUUUCCUUGUGUGGCCUUCAUAAUUAUCCAACCCUGUUUGUGUUUGCUUCGAUUUGAAAUAUUGAAAAGAUAGUUUUGCAAGCUGAAAUCAGGAUCUUUUAAGUUGUACUCAAAAUGAUGAAUAUUGUCCUACUGACCUUUGAAUGUAUUUUCACUGCUGUGAAAACCGUGACACAAAUUCUUCUGCUGUUUCUCUGCAGGGUUUCUCAAAGGAAGCACCAAGUGGGGCUGGCUUGGAUUUUCUUAUAGAACAUAAGGGUUGAUUAUGGGAUCCUGUAUAGAAUUCUUUGUAUCGAACCGACAAAAUUCCAGAUCACGUUAUUACACACUGAUAUCAACGAAUUCUCUUUCUUUGAUACGUGUUUCGAAUUCAGGCAAAGGUUCAGACAUGUCAGUGUCUUUUACGGGCUCAGCGCUGGCUCCUGAACAACUGGCUCCCCCAUAAUAUUUCAUUAGAUGAGAAAAAAGAUGUUUUUAGAGAACCAAUAAAGCUAUUGUUGUUUAAUUAACGAAACGUUUUCAUGUAAAUCGAUUUUUUACUUUCUCUGUUGACCUCUAACUUUUGAAGAGCUCAACUUCUUUCUCAGUUCGGUCGGCCACUUCCGAAUCCUCGUCGUCUGCCGACUGUAUGGGUCGUUUUUAUACUUCCAAAUAAUUUGCUUCUGGUGAGGCCUGAAUCGUCGGUACAGCACCAGGAAGAAAAAUGACUGCUACAAACAACAGAACGUUCGAACGGCUCUACGAAAUUGGCUAUUUUCACUCGAACAAAUUUCACAAAUUGUCGCUUCAAAUUUGCUUCAUUUGGAAAUAUUUGCAUUGUAUGCCCAGUUUUGUUUGAAUCAGUACAAAACUGGACGACACAACGCUUCACCAUUACGAAAAAAUUGAAUAUAUUGAAGCAAACUGUAAGUAAAAAAAUCAUGACGAGACCAGCAAACAACGGCUGUAGAAAAGACUCCUUCGUGCCUCACGCGAUUAUAAAACGAGACUUUGGAGGGUCCACCCGUGACGUCACAGGAAAGAUGGCGCCAUUCAAGAUGGCGAAUGUUUCGAAUUUGGAAGAGCUUUUACAAAGUGAAAAUGGACUUUUGAGAAUAAACGAAUGGUACCUUUGGUGUACUUGAUAUAUUUACAAAACAUCUAUGUGAAAAGAAAAUGAACGUUUUUUGGGUUUACAUGCCCUUUAAAGGGAAGAUAUGAGUGGAGAGGAGAGGGUGCCAAGAGAUUAAACGUCUAGGUGUGCUUUGUUACUCUUGAUGUGCCCUAUUUAAAGCUGCAUUUGUGAAAUUAUUUGUAGCACUGUGGUUCAUUGUUCCUAUUUUUGCUAGAUACUGAACAAAGCAGAAAUAAUCAAGGGGAAUGCUGUUCAGCAGUGUAAAGAUGAAGUUAAUAUUCAGGUUAGGGAGUGUACAUUCAAAGGUUAUUUUUCUGCUAUAGAGAUCAUACAGUUAAUUGAAAGGACUAUCCCGUUGAAGAAUUGGAACUGGCUGAUGUCCUAAUCCUCAUAGAAAAACUGAGGUUCUUAUUUUAUCCCUCACUUGUUACAGAUAAUUUAUAUCUACCUGCGUUAGAAGUAUAUAUGAAAUUCAUCGUAAUUGUUAAUCAAUUGAAAAUAUUGUGAAACCUUGAAUUUGCUAGAAGUAGUUCUGAAUUUCAAUAAAAUUUCUCAGCCAGUAAGUUCCCCGUUGUAGGUAACAGGUGAGUGCAUAUAUGACCAUCCUAUAUGGGUGUCUAUGCAUUAUUUCACCUGUUAACAUUAUGAAAUGAAAGGAAUCUUCGCAGUAAUGAACACUACUUGAGCAGUAGUGAAAAUUAGGCCUGAAAAAAAAUUUAGGCCUGUACAGAAUUUGAACCCAUGAUCUCUGCGGUGCCGGUGCAGUGCCCUACCAACUGAGCAAACAAACCAAUUGGGAACUGGUCAUAUAAUGUUGAUUCGUAAUAAACCCAUGCAGUGAUGAAUAAAUGACUGUGAAUAAAUGAAAAUCAUGUAUGUGAAUUGCAGAUUAAGAAAUGAACAUGGAAGCGAUCUUGGCAGAAAUGAAUACUACUUAUAAUAAGCAAUAGUAAAAAUAAAACCUGAAAAAAGAAUUCAGGCCUGUAUGCAAUUUGAACCAAUGAUUUUCAUAAAUUUGCAGUCAUUUAACCAUACACUGUUACUUAUUAAUUCAGAUAUUAGAAAUCUAAAACUGUAUAGCUUAUUUAUAAGCAGGAUAUUUAUUAAGUUAUCUGAUCUUAUCUUUACAGAUACAACUUGGUGAAUUUCCGUUUCUUGUGAAAACUUGGUAUACAUGGCAAACUAAACACAAUCUUUUCAUUGGUAUGUGUCUCCUUUUUUUUUUUUACAGCAGGAGCUAGUAGGUGUACACGUUUGUUAGCAUUUAGUUAUUCUACUUUUAAAAGUUUUCAAACCUGAACAUUUGGGUGAUGAGACUCCAUGGCAACAAAUGUCGUGCAUAAUAACUAUUAAGUGAACUUUAAUAAAUUAAGUUUCAGAUUUUGUUGAUGGCAGUGAUCUGUACACAUUAUGGCGUCAAGAAAAGAGGAUAAAUGAGACAACUGUCAAGUUGUAUUCUGCUGAAUUAGCCAUUACAUUAGGUAAGAGCUCAAAGCUGAGAGUUCUUCAAAAUGUUACUUUGUUAAUACCCUCAUCUAUACAGAGUGUAAACCAGCCGUGUUCCUAAGAUCAAUCACUCCUUAUUACUUCCACUAUUAGAGGGAGUUGUUAAUUGAGCAAACCUUUGGUGGAGGCUGUUAUGCAGCUGUUUUCAGUGGCUUGACUUUAUUCUACCCCCUCUCGAAGGUUUCCUUCAGUUACGUACUCCUUUUCUUUGGUGGUCACGUACACUUUUAGGUGGAGUUAAGCGCUGCAAGAGUGAAGUCUUGUUCUUGGGGUGGAGAUGGACACAGAAACAUGAAACAGGAUUCAAAUUUUAUGAGCAUGGCUGAAGUCUGUUUUAACCCUUAAUAUUAAGUCCUGGCAUGCUCUGUAGUAUCACUUAAGAAUAGAGAGAUGGUACAGGCAAAGUACAGUUGUAGUUUGUGCAGUUCUUGUUUUUCUUGUGUUUCAGAUUACUUGCACAAAUCAGGGAUCAUUUACAGGGAUUUGAAGGUAGCUUACGCCCGCAAAGGGAGGGCCGCACUAGGGAAUAUUGGCCCGAGGCAAGUGCGGCACCGAGGGCCAAUAUUCCCUAGUACGGCUCGAGCUAGCGAGAUUAGUAAGUAGUUUGUUUCACGGCGCUUGAACCAAUUGGUUUGGUUUUUAAUUUUUCGGCUUUCGCGACCGAAAAAAAAAACGGCUUCGGACCGUUUCCGUGGUCCGUAUGUCAAAAUAAUAAGGAAGAACCAAUCAGAACGCUCGAAUUUACCUGAGGACUUCCUUGUCAUUUAUUAAAAAGUAUUUCUCAGCUGGCAAAUAUCAAGUCAGGGAAUAUUGUCUUUACUCUUUUACUUAUACGCGUGUUUCUUUUUAUUGAACAUAUAGCUUGAGAAUAUCCUCAUAGACAAUGAAGGUAGGGGAAUUUUUUUACUCUUUUCUCUUCAUAAGAGUUGUCCUAGGGAAACAUUAAUUUUGAUGUUUUCAUUCAUCAUGCAUAUUAGCCUUUGUGAACACUUCUGUUUCCGAUACUUCACUUCUUAUGCGAGCAACAUGCGUGUCGUCAUCGUCACUCAAUUCGCCCCAAUACUCGAAUCCAUAAUUGUUUUAUCACUUUCUCCACAAAGUUUAAGCCGCUGUACAAAUUCAGGAUGACUAGAGUUGUAAUUCUGUUGCUUUUACUGUUGCUAUAGGUCACAUCAAACUGGUCGACUUUGGUCUGUCAAAGUUAGUGAAACAUGGAGAGCGUGCAGGAACUAUCUGUGGGACCCUGCAGUACAUGGGUAAGGUGGUCAAAGGCUUUCCCUCAAAUCGAAAGUUUUGAUCGCUAGUUUCUACAGUAGGAAACACAAAGAUGAAACCCAAGUGAUCUAACUGUGGCGUUUUUUGCCUAUUCUACAGCCCCUGAAAUCUUGACUGGUAAGGAAUAUAACCAUAGUGUAGACUGGUGGAGUUUAGGUGUGGUGAUGUACAUUCUUCUCGCUGGAAAGGUAACACAAGUGCGAACGACUUUUUAUCCCCUUUUUGUGGUUACUCGAUAGAUAUUUUUGUCUGAAUCUUGGCUAUACCUGGACGCUAAAUUGGCACCCAAGGUAGCUUGUCUCAUGAUGAAAAAAAGUACCGUAUUUUCUCGAAUAAACAUCCCCGACAUUUAUUUCAAACUCGACGUUUACACUAAUUUUAUUGAUCCAUCCUCUGAAAGCCUGUGGUGUUUGGUCAAGACGGACCCAUUUACCCCUUCGUUCAUUCGCAACAAACUGCUACUGGGUCUUCUUCAAGGAUUACCAUCGGCAAGAUUACAGCUAUUACAUGGGGCACGCGAAUCGUAUAUUGCAACCCAGAUUAGUAAGAAACAAAAGAACAUAAACUGUGUAUGAGAUACUCGAACUUUACCAACAAUACCAACGUAGGGCACAUCUAUAUCGAGGCCUUGUCCCAUCUUCGCGUUAUCGUUAGACAUGGAGUGGGUAACCUCUUUGCAAUUAGGCGGGCUUGAAGUCGCUACUGUUGUCAAAUUUACGAUUUCGGGUCAUAAGAGACAACUCAUGUUCAAGGGUCAGUGAGUGUUAAUAGAACUUCAAAGAAACACUGGACAGCAGUCUCGGAACACUCCUUGUCUUCAUUUCUAAACGAAAGCAUUGUCCAGGCGUUUAUUUGAGGUAGACCUUUGUUCGGCUUCUGGUGGUAAGUCAUGAGGCUGCAGGUUGAUUUCUAUCCGUUUGUAAAGGUCUAAUUUUAGCCAAGUGCAUCCAAGGUUCUAGAGAAUGGGUAACGUAGUUUACCCAUAUGACCUCAAGGAUCAAGAAAGAUCAGGUUAUCUUUUAUGGCCCUAGAUGCUGGUGCCGCAGUAGAUCGGGCAGAAAGUGGAUAUCAAGUAUGAAGAAUUAGAGCUUUAGAUGUUCACGAUAUCUCCUGCCCUAAUGAGCUCGCCAGCACAUGCGGUCAGAGAGUUGGAAAGUAGCACCAAUUUUCACUGAUAAGGGCCGGGCCCGAAAUUUAUGGAAGUUUAAAUUCUCUAAUGUGGUGGUUCCUUUUGUUGGUGUUAACAUAACUCUUCUUCACCAGGUAACCUUGAAUACCUUUACAAAACUGGGCAUGUCGAAAGUUGUAACGGUAUCGAAAAUAUGUCAGCCAAAACGACAGGAAAGUCAUCUUUAUAAAUCAGUGGUUAAUUUAUAGAUAAUAUACUUCUUGUCUGUAUUGACCUACAGUAUCCAUACCCAGUCACACAAGAGCAUGCCACCCAGUUCAAAGUGGUCAGCGGUGUCGAGGUUGACUUUCCACCAGACCUUUCACCUAAUGCGAUCAGCAUUGUUCAGGGGGUAUUUACCUUUCCUUUUUUUACGUCUCCAAUUUGAGAUGAAGUUUUUUCAACGGAUGAAUUCUUUACAUAAUCUUUUAUAGCUCUUGCAGAAGGACCCCGCUUGUAGGAUAUCAAGUGUUGAAUCGUUUGAGACGCACGCGUAUUUUAGUGAUCUGUUGUUCAAGGACGUAUUGGAAAAGAAGGUGAGUUUAUGGACUGGUUCCAAGGUUCCAACACCACGCAGUCGUAAGGGAGUACAUUUGCACAUACAAAAGGAACUCUUGACACAGAACGUUAAGGAUUGACAGCCUCAGUUUUCCUACUUGUCUCUAAUUCGUGUAACAUUAAGCACAGUAGGAUACCACUCACGUUCCACUCGAAUCAAACGCAUUACUUUUGAAAACUGCUAUUGCUGCGAAUUUGAACAGAGUUGUUAAAAAAUUGUUUGUGAGGCUCAUUGUUAGGUGCCUGGGUUUUGUUCUAUAAUUUUGUUAGUUUUACUUUAAUAUGCUCUUGUUCCGUGUGCGCCAGUUUGUGCACUGUCCCUGCUACUAACGUUUUUUACAUUAGACGCGACAUAGGGCUUUUCCUCGUUUCAUGCCCCCACAACAUUCUCCCCAGUGUGUCGACAGCUUUUUCGACGUUAACGAUUAAACUCAAUCAGCUUAUUGCUUGUAGCGAGAACCCAUUACCGUGGAAACACUCAAGACAUUAAGGCGGAGAAGCAUCGGAUCUAGAACGUGAGUUGUCGGUGUUCAUGUUGUUGAUGCCAUGGUUAGUUGCAGUGUUAGACUUCUGUGAAGUAGCCUUAUUUGUAUUUGUUUUCUUGUCAGGAUCUUCCCCAGAAGAAUCGAAAGAAAUCGUCGAGAGAAGAAGGUGGGUCUUAAAGGAUGAAUAAUGCUGCAGGCAGCAACAUCCACACUUCUGACGGUUCUGUAUUUGAACAUUGGUCGUAUGUCUACUACGACCACUAGUAUAAAUGCUAUUCCUUUGACAGAAGGGUUUUUCCGUGCAGUAACCAGUCAGGAGUUUUGUAGUUGAUAUAUCAGUCAUCAAGUGACCUUUGAUGGCAGCGACAUCUACUCUCGGCCAGAGGCAAAGGCCUCAUUAUUGGUCUCCGAGUAAGCUUCUACUCUGCACAUAUACUAAGCAAAAGUUACUCAGGCACUCUCCCCUCCCCAAUGAGUUUUUCAUGAAACUCGUUACUCUUAAAGCAAUCUCUUUUCUCGUUUUACGCAUAUAGCCCCGUCCGUUGUCGUGGGCGAAUCCAGGAAACUUCACUGUGCGAGAUAAAACCCACAUGGACUGGCUUGUAGCUGACUUGGGAAGUCUACGCACACUAACGCUCAGCAGUAACACAGAGGAGGGCGCCAGAACUGAGUCUUUAGUGGCUUCGUGAAAAUGGUUACAGGUGAAGUGUUAAAGAUCUGAAAGGCCGCGAUGGUGGACCAUAUUCUGGCUACUGGGGCAUUUAUUUCGUGCGUGACCAGAAGAACUCAGGGUCCAUGAGGUAGAAUCAAUAAAUAAUGGUUGGGAGUUCUGAAUUAAACCGCCUGGUGAGAUCAAGGUAGCCGUAGCUAAAAGUGGUGUGAGCCCCAAAAGAUCUGAGUUUUGAACAAUUAGGAAAACUGGUGAUGUUGUGUGACGACAGGCAUCCCUACCCUUUUCACAUAUGAUCUCUUUCACCUCACCCUCCUGCACAGUAUUUAUUGAACGGAUUUUUAAUAUAAUAUAUUUUUUAAUAUAUCGAAGUGUUUCACGCUCCUGCAUGCAUUUCUGAGAAUAGUUCAGUUAAUAUAUACAGUGUAUAAAAGAAACAUUCAAACGUAUUAUAAUAAUUUUAUUAUUAUGAUGAUGAUGUACAUCAUAGAGAAAUAUCCAAUACGAAUAUGCGUACUAUGCGCAUUUAAUAGAGAUCCUAGAGGUUCUUACAUCUCGUUAUAAUGUUAUGCUGUUGCAGCAGACCGUCAAAUUGUCAGACAUGCUCCUUCACGACAAUUGUGACUUUCAGCUGAUGUAAAUGCAGUCGACUCUUGAUAACUCGAUCCUAUGUGGGAAACAGAAAAAAUUUAUAGUUACCGGGAGUUUAGGGGAAAAAAUGCAGAAAAUAGAGGCGAAAUGGUAUUAACUGUUCCUCUGUUCUUAUAGUACAAAUUCUGAUCAAAUUUUGAUCAAAACGUAGACUCGUGGAGUUAAAAUGGAACACUUUGAAAAGACCCUAAAAGCAGCACAGUGACAGCAAAAUAUAUGGCACUAUAUUGAGAUGUAUCCUACUGGAAAAACUCGUUUUUGUUGUUCGCGAAAAGGAAGGUGACAGAAAAAUGCACAACUGCUUCAAAAUGAUUCAAUCUGUGGACUACAGUGCCAUGUGUUAUGUUUUGGUUAAAGUCAUCAAGUGUCAAAUUAUACGGGGAGUGUCUAGAAGGUAAACAGAAAUUGCUCUUAAUUAGCGGAGGGGUUAUGUUAUCAAUAGUCGAUUGUAUUAUGACUUAAAAGCAAGAUUAAUUAAUAAUGAAAACAAAACUAUGGCAUAAGAAGCACGCCGAUGGUUCUUAAUUAUGUCAACCCUAAAAGCAUAAAUACCACACUGCGGGUAAAAAAAAAAACAACAACUGCUAACUAUUGGCCAUAUUAUCUAUAUUGAAAAUGGUGCCAAAUUUCGGAGGAAAUCUACCGGAAUGCGAAGAUGACAGCCAGUAGUUGACUAGCACCCUGAGAGGAGUUGUUUCCGAACACCAACAGUGUAAGAACAAUUAUAUUAAAAGCCACAGGUUUAUGAAAGCUUGCCUUUUUUCAUUGUUCCAUUAAUUUAUAAUGUUAACUGAAACCCUUUUCGUGUAAUUACAAAAUCGUACGCGCGCGCAGUGCGAGUCGCUUUUCUUUUGCUUGAAUCCUUAAAGUAUUUAUACUUUCUAUUUAGCUUCUCACUUAUUCUGAGAGUAACAUGUUUCUUUCAAUUUCAAGAUUUAUCUCUGAAAUCGAGUACGAUAGCAUUCAAAUGACAUGUCGCCAUUUUUAUUAGCGUGAGUCGGAAAGUAAAUCUUGACUUAAACAUCUACUGUUGAACCAAAUUGUCAAAAUGGUCUUUAAAAUUGCAAUUUGGAGGUAUUGAUGGGA